GAUGAAUAUAUAUUAAAUCCCACAACCGCCAACAGAGGGCGUUAGCAGCGCACCGUAGAAAAUCUAUACGGCACACACUUGAAGCUUACGAUGUGUGGAGCGUAGUAGAGGAUAGUUCAGUCGUGAGAGGAGAGAAGUAUGUUUAAAUGAAAUAUGUCGAUUAGCAAUGAAGAAGAUAACAGGUUCAAUUCAGGAUAACCAUGUUCCGUGUUUGUAAUUUCAAAUUUUGGAGCGGGCUGUUUUUACAGUGGAUUUUCCUAUGCUGGGAAUUAUUAUUCGUAAAUGCAAAUAGUGCUUAUUGUCCGGGAGCAUGUUUCUGUCCGUCUCUAACCAAAAAUGUCUACUGCUCCCGGAAAAAUCUGCCUGUUAUACCUAAUGGAAUACCUGCCGAUACUAUACAACUUAACUUAAAUGACAACCCGUUUUCUGUUACAACUUUGGAGAGAAGCAAUUUCUCAUUUUAUAUACGAUUAGAACAACUCUUUCUGAAAGGAUGCGGAGUUGAAUAUGUUUCAUUGGAUACAUUUGCAGAUUUACCCAAAUUGAAGUGGUUAGAUUUAAGUAAAAACCGACUUAAAUCUAUUGAUGAUUAUACGUUCCGAGGUUUAACCUUAGAGCAUUUGUUCUUAAAUGACAAUCCGGGUAUUCAAUUGUCCAAAAAUGCAUUCGGAGGCUUAAGAACAACGGGAUUAUAUAUCCAUGAAUGUGCCAUUUCUAAUCUAGCAAUUGAAGUUUUUAAACCGUUGAAUGGAACAUUGAAGGCGUUGUGGAUAGAUAAAAACAAAAUCGAAUCAUUUGGAAUUGAGUGGUUGUAUUUAUUCCGGAAACUAAGUCACGUAAGGUUAGGAAACAACCCAUUUCAUUGCAAUUGUGAGAUGAAAUGGCUUUUCGAUUUCUACCACAAGGACCAGAGUACUGAGAAUAAAAUACCGUCAAAGGAAGCGCCAUCGUGUCGAUCUCCGGCCAAUGUUAGGGGAAAAGACUUCGGUUCUUUAACUGAAGACGAUUUUGCAUGUCAACUUCCAGUGUUUAAGAAUGUGGACCUUAUCUUUGAGGAAAGUGUUGGUAAGUUGACAUGCUUAGCCAGUGGAGACCCAGUUCCAACCAUCCACUGGAUAAAACCAGACAAUACGUCCCAAACGUAUCCUCCAAAAUCAAAUCUUGUGCACGUAAAAGACAACGAGGGGGUUAUGUAUAUAAGUAACCCCCAUUCGAUCAGCAACGUCAAAUACCAGUGUAUAGCCAGCAAUCCGGCGGGUAACGUCACUCUUUCCUUAAACGUUUUCUGGCCCACGCAUUACCCACGUGACGUUGGGAUACCCGAUGUUCCUAAAACAGAAAAACCACAGACAUUCAAACCAACAACGCAUUCAACUACAUUACCAUUAAAACCAGAGGAGAAAUAUGUCAAACCGGUAUUUCCGAUAUCCACCAAAUCGGACAAAAAUGGGAAAGAUAAAGACACAAUUUAUGUCAUCAAUGCAACCAAAGCAGGGAUGAGCAUGGAGCGGCGAGUUACGCCCCCUGAUCAGAAUUCGGAGUAUUCGGUAGUGGAUAUUAUUGGAGCUGUCGUUGGUACAUUUGUACUCACUCUCAUCGCAUGUGUCGUCAUUUUUCAUAUAUUUUAUCGUCAUCAUGAAAAGAUUUUUCGCGAUCACCCACCGUCAUUUGGCGAGAAGUCGCCCCAUGUGACGAACCUCGCGCCUGCUGAAAAGCUGCUUCUUCAGAAUAAUCAAGUGUAAAGAUGGCUUUGUGUCUUGUGAAUUGUGAGCUAAUACUAUAUUCUGAUGGAGAACUCUGUCAUUAUAAGAGCCGAGCUUAACCUUAAGUUCACCUCACGAAGAGGAGAAUCAUGUGCAAUAUUAAAAGGGAAUUUUCUCGCCUUUUUUGUGGGAUUUUGAAACCUGAAUAAGUGGAAGAGUCUGUUGUCCUCAAUCUCAUGGAUGAAAACAAAGAAUUUUAUUGAUUUUGCAAUUUUGAGUGAAAUCUCUUUUUUUUCUCAACCUUAUAAAAACAAAGAACAGUUUUGACAAUUCAAUUUGAUAACAUUUCUAAAGUGGAUUUAGUCUCUAGAUUGUGCAAGCUUAAGUAUUUGCAGAAACUGCAGGCUUAUUUAAUUAACUGUGUAUGCUUAGGAACAAAUUAGAGCCCUGUGGCCAUUCAUUUCUCAUUGGACACCGAUCGUGUCAUUAAUCUUGCAUGUUUUUCCAUUUUAUCAGAUCUAAACACGUCACUUUAUGAAAUCACUUAGUUUGUGGUAAUUUCGUGGGAAUCUAUUUCAAAAUUCAUUACCCCCAGAGUGUUCGUAAAGUGGAGGCCUGUUUGCAGUUGUUUACAUUAACACCCUUUAAUUUUCUUUUUGGGAAUAUUGGUUAUGAAAUACAGGUCUGAAAAAGAUGCAGAAAAAGUUUUAAAAUUACAAGGUGGGAUACCCUUACACUGUGAGCUAAGACGCGCGCUGUGGUUAAGUUACAUUCCUAUGAAUACUGAAAUUUUGGUUUAAAGUGAUUUGAAAGCUUUAUUUUGUCAAACAAAAAGAACAUCCAUUAUGGCUCUUUACCCGCCCAUUGCGAUAACAUCAAACUAAACACAGAUAGGGGACAAACGAGGUUAAAACUCUACAAUUAACUUAUAAUAAACCACGAGAUAGGAAUCGGACCAUAAGAAGAAAUUUUACUCGUCUAUCAGACUGGUAUUUACUUAGUUUCGGAAAUAUUACGCAAUUAUUUGGGGAAAUACUAUAUUAGUCUUCAAUUACUUAUUCCAUAAAAAGAAUAUCUUUGUAAAUUGAGAAGGCAAAUAAUUAUAGCGAUGUAUUUAAUGUGGUCGAAUAUGGGUAUUGUUACAUUGUUCUUAUUUAAUUGCUUUUUUGCAGUUUAUAAUUAUUUUUUUCUGUUACUUAUCAAUGGAGACAGAUCAACGGAUUAUCUUAUAGAUAAGAUUAUCCGAAUCAUUCAGAUACGCUUGAUUUAAGAUGAACUGUCUGCUCUCCUAAUUGAUGACUUUACGCUACUUAAUCUACGUAUAAAUUGCAUUAGCUGAUACUUGAAAAUAACUGCCAUUAAGUUCUAACAUCCAAAACUACGGCAUCGAGACAAUUUUCGAGUUUCACGCUCUUCUGAGAAUUAAGUUCAUUAUUUGCCCGGUCCUUUAUUACAAAGCAGUAAAAUUUCGCCUGAAAAGCGGAAGAUAAUUUACAUUAAUUUUCGCCCAUUUGUAAAUCUAGAAACGCGGCCUCUUCCUGCUAAUUUAUGAGGACAUUGCAGACAGUUUGUAUAUUUUCAAUAUUUACAUGUACAUGUACGUCAGAAAACAUAUAUAUAUGAGCCUUCAGUUAAAUCAAAUUACACAGCUUGCAUUGGAUUGAUGUCAAAUUUAUUAUAACCAGAAGCCAGAAGUAUAUGUUUAGUUCUAAAUCCUUAACUAUUAUUUCAGUAAAAUUGUAUACAGUUUGGUUCAUUUCAAUGCAGCAAGACUCUUUCGCUCGAACGGUGUCCUAUAAUUCAAGAGAGUGAAGACUAGACAUUUUUUUCGAGAGGGGGUUGAAUCUGACUUUUAUUAUUUAUAUGCUAAUGUAUUUUUUAAGAAAACCAGUUUCAGAAGUCGUAACUUAUAUAAAUACAUUGUUCCAAUGUAUAAUUCACGGCAAUUUAUCAAUACAUCUUCUGCAUGAAAUAUUAAUGACUUGGUUCUACCUUUACUGUUAGACAAAUCAAUACCAAAACCCUUAAACCCCCCUAAAAUUUGUACAAGACAUCCUCAACAUAGAUUUCAUCUUGUUGGCAUGUCUUUGUUAGAAAUUACCAUAAUACUACGCUAAAUCCUCUGUACACAUCGACCUUAACAAUAUAUUUGCUUUUAUGUGUUUGCUUAUUUUCAUCUAGAAACAAUUGUAACCACAGCUUUUUCAAGAAACUGAAGUUUUGUUUGAUCUUCUACUAAAGAUAAAAUUUUCUUUUAAAUUGAAACAUAAAUUAUUUUUUAUUUACAUACUCUCUAUUCAUUUAGGCCUGACUCUCUUUUCUGGAAAUGGUUUCUAAUUUCAGACAUUGACAGUUCAAAUUCAAAUCGACUUUCUUGUACAAAUUUUGUUUGAUGUAUAUACAGUCAUUCAUUGAAUGGCUUUCUUCUUGUUUAAAUAGAUAAGCCUGGCUUGACGAGACUUAAUUUGUUUCCGACUUCAUAAACUGAGAACGGACGCAUAACAUGUCAGCCCCGGGCUGAAGAUUGUCAUUUUUUUCCAUGGAAACCUGCUUGUUGUUUCAUUUUAUUUUAUAUUUAUGUCUUCAUGGUGUGAAGAUUCAGAACUUAGUAACAGGAAGAUAAUUGUUUGAUGUAGACACUAAACAUGGCCGACUAAAUAUCUUUUCAUUGUUCCGGAAAGAUUUUUACGCAAUAAGUCACGGUGUCGCAUUUAAUGGCGCUCACUACGAAUUUGAACUAACUACUGCCUGUUUUUUGUGUUCUGUUUGUAUUUUUUACAUUGUUAUUCGUUUAGCAAAAUGGCAGUUGUAAAUAUGUAAUGAGUAUUGAUUGUUAUAUUUGAAGCAAAAUGUGUAAAUGUAUAGCAGAUUUGAGAGAAAGCAUUGUCUGUGAAUAGAAGCGUUAGUGUGGAAUGGCUGAAUGCACAAUGUAUUUAUUUUGUUUGUUUUUUCUGACUAAAGUACAAAAAUGAAAUGAAAUAUCAUAACUAGUGAAA
Messenger RNA from Saccostrea cuccullata (small rock oyster), 4699 nucleotides. RefSeq names its product leucine-rich repeat and fibronectin type III domain-containing protein 1-like protein. The transcript has a single exon. The coding region runs from base 201 to 1742 and encodes 513 amino acids. Gene Ontology annotation, molecular function: protein binding. The record is from RefSeq and is a predicted model, not a curated record. NCBI's taxonomy places the organism in Eukaryota, Metazoa, Mollusca, Bivalvia, Ostreida, Ostreidae.